This is a messenger RNA of Durusdinium trenchii, 1701 nucleotides long. Lineage: Eukaryota; Dinophyceae; Suessiales; Symbiodiniaceae. The record is from the annotation of a GenBank genome assembly.
AUGUUGGGGACAAAGAUUCCCUCGAGUUUGCGCAGUCUGCUGCAUCACUGCUUUGAGAGCUUCCUUCUGACUACAUGGCUACUGGCCCUUUCAGUAUCUCUUGGAUGCUGCAUUCGUUUGGGUUCUUUUCAUAUGUAUGGCGAACAUAGCCAGUUGCAGAUCACAAUUGCCAUAGCUUGCAGCUUCAUUGUGGCAACCUGGGUAGUUGCAGAGGCAUGCAAUCAGAUUGGCCCACAUGCUGGCGAUGUACAAGCCUAUGAACUGGCAAGCAAUGUGGAAGCAGAUCCUGUAAUUAUUGGCCGAAAAGUGGCGGACGCUGAAGGGGGAGAGGAAUGCGAGGCUGUCCAGAGCGCAAGUGAGCAAGAAGUGGUCAAUGAGGGUUUGCGUCGCUCUUCUGUGGCGGUUCAGGCCUGGUUAAAAGAGCACAUCGCAGAGUGGCGAGCAGGGGCGGAGCUUUCUGUCAUACUAGCCUUCUUGUACUUGUGUGACCGCACAAGCAUUCUGGCUGAUGGGCCAAAAGUCCACGAUCCAAAGCAAUUCUGGGCGCUUUGGGCGCUCAUUGUCGCUAUUGCAUGUUUGACUGUGAGGAAGAGUGAGGAUUCCAGCCCAUUGUCACGGGAACAGACGGAUGAAUGGAAAGGAUGGAUGCAAAUCAUGUUUUUGAUGUACCACUACUUUGAAGAGAAGGAAGUGUACAAUGCAAUCCGUGUGUACAUUGCAGCCUAUGUAUGGAUGACCGGAUAUGGCAACUUCUUCUUAUAUCGGAAGGGAAAAAGCUUCACCGCCAGACGAACUGCUCAGAUGCUGUUCCGAUUGAACUUUCUCGGCUUUGUUGUGUGUAUUGUUCUCCGAAAUGAGUACAUGCUAUACUACAUUUGUGCAAUGCACACCCUUUUCACAAUCUUUGUACUGCUGGCCAUGUUCGUUGCCAACACACAGAACUCGGUUUAUGGAGUGCUUUGGGUGAAAGUAAUAGCAACUCUGGCAUUUACAGUGGCACUGUACGAUGGACCUGAGUAUAUUUUUAGGUCAGUUUUUGGCACGCUGCCUGUGGUGCGGCCUUUGUUUGCGUUCCACGAUCCACUUCAUCCAGAAUUCACAGAUGAAAUGCAUGAAUUUCACUUUCGAUCCGGUCUUGACCGAUACAUUUGGAUAUUUGGCAUGGUAUGUGCUCUACACUUUGCAGGUUUUGCAUACAUUUUACAGUUUUUGGAGAACCUUUCAUGGCAGAGAAGACGGGGCAUUCAGCUUGUUUUGCUAUUGCUCUCACUUGGCUGUGGUUGGCUGUGGUGGAAGCACGUCUUUCUCUUGGAGAAACUCGCAUACAACAAGGUUCAUCCAUACACGUCCUUUGUGCCGUUGUCCGUCUACUUGAUCAUCCGGAACUGCACGGAAACGCUACGCAAGCAUUACCUUUAUCUCUUUGCUUACAUGGGACGAAUCACUCUGGAGACUUACAUUUUUCAGUUCCACAUUUGGAUGCGGACAACUGGACUCAAUGGCUCUCCAAAGAAGCUCCUGGUUCUCGUUGACUCCUAUUGGCUGAACUUUGUGAUACUGACGGCUAUCUACCUCUUCAUCUCACUGAGAUUUUCACAGUUGACUGGAGUCUUGAGAGAUGCUUUGAUUCGAGACAAUUUGCGUGCCAUGGGCAAGGUCAUGUGCCAGGCACUUUCCCUCCAGACCAAGUCCUUCAGCUGA